GUCCACUUCUUGAUCACUUCCGACAUACAUCUCUCUCGAUUUAUAUAUCUAAGUCAUUUGUUUUACCAAAAUAUACAACAUAAUUUUAUUCAAAUAAUUUAAUUAGUUAUUAAUUGAAAUUAAACAAAUUCGUAUUUGUUACAUUUAAUAAAAAUAAAAAUUUGAUUAAAAAAAUGGCAACGUAUCAAAAUGGACGUAAGAAUAAACCCUUAGAUAUAGUUAUCGUGGGAGGAGGUUUGGUCGGAUCACUGGAAGCUUUGUAUUUGGCCAAGAGGGGUCAUCGCGUACGCCUAUACGAGUAUCGUGAAGACAUUCGAAAUACCCCAACUGCCAGGGGUAGAUCUAUUAACUUGGCAUUAUCAGUUCGCGGGCGGAAGGCACUGAGAGGUGUCGGUUUGGAGCAGCAAAUGGUACAAGAACAUGGCAUUCCUAUGGUCGGACGGUAUAUACACAGGCUUGAUGGAUCCACGUAUAUCAUACCUUAUGACUCUAGGACUAAUCAGUGUAUUUAUUCCGUCGGCAGAAACUUCUUAAAUUGUCUACUAUUAAAAGAAUCAGAGAAAUACAAAAAUGUUGAGAAACAUUUUAAUCACAAAUUGAUCAACACAAAUCUUCAAAAGGGUUUACUAACAUUUCAAAAGACGCAGACAAAUGAAACAGUAGAUGUGAAUGCAGAUUUAAUAAUUGGUUCGGACGGUGCGUAUUCCGCAGUCCGAAAAGCAAUGAUGAAGGAGCCACUAUUUGAUUAUAGUCAAAAAUACAUUGAACACGGUUAUAUGGAAUUAUGCAUACCACCGGGUGAUGAUGGCGAGUUUCAGAUGCCUUCGCAGUAUUUACAUAUUUGGCCGAGGGGUAACUUCAUGUUGAUUGCUUUACCAAAUCAAGAUCGUACAUGGACUGUCACACUUUUCAUGCCAUUUGCUAAAUUCAAUGAAAUUGAUUCGGAUGAGAAGCUUUUGAAUUUCUUUGGAAAAUAUUUCUCUGAUGCAAUUCCUUUAAUUGGGAAAAAGAAAUUGAUGGAGGACUUCUUUUCUGGAUCAGCUUUACCUUUAGUUUCUGUAAAGUGUCGACCGUAUCAUGUUAAAGACAAAGCUCUUCUAAUCGGCGAUGCCGCGCAUGCUGUCGUACCAUUCUACGGACAAGGAAUGAACUGUGGAUUCGAGGAUUGUACGAUUCUAGAUGAAUUAUUUCAAAAACACAAUGAUAACCUUAAAAAUAUCCUAGACGAAUUCUCCGCUACAAGAUGGGUCGAUGUGUUUGCUAUUAGUGAUUUAGCUAUGUAUAAUUAUGUGGAGAUGAGAGAUUUGGUGACUCGACCAUCUUAUCUGUUUCGAAAGACGAUUGAUGAUUUUCUAUUUUGGCUGAUACCAAAUUUAUGGGUACCAUUAUAUAAUUCGGUGUCUUUUACUAAUAUGCCAUACAGUCAAUGCGUGAAAAAUCGACAGUUUCAAGACAAGAUUUUUAAAAUGGUUAUCGCAAUCGUGGGACUCCUGACAUUUGGUGGAAUUCUGUAUUUAUCUUUAUUAUAAAAUUAAAACAUAAAUAAAA
Molecule: messenger RNA, 1548 nt
Organism: Papilio xuthus (Asian swallowtail)
Lineage: Eukaryota; Metazoa; Arthropoda; Insecta; Lepidoptera; Papilionidae
Gene: cn
Product: Kynurenine 3-monooxygenase cn
Exons: 10
Coding region: 174-1529 (451 amino acids)
Biological process (GO): L-tryptophan catabolic process; quinolinate biosynthetic process
Cellular component (GO): mitochondrial outer membrane
Molecular function (GO): kynurenine 3-monooxygenase activity; FAD binding
Source: RefSeq, a predicted model, not a curated record